Molecule: messenger RNA, 942 nt
Organism: Exophiala bonariae
Lineage: Eukaryota; Fungi; Ascomycota; Eurotiomycetes; Chaetothyriales; Herpotrichiellaceae
Gene: SUI2
Product: eukaryotic translation initiation factor 2 subunit alpha
Exons: 2
Coding region: 1-942 (313 amino acids)
Biological process (GO): translational initiation
Cellular component (GO): eukaryotic translation initiation factor 2 complex; eukaryotic 48S preinitiation complex
Molecular function (GO): RNA binding; ribosome binding; translation initiation factor activity
Source: RefSeq, a predicted model, not a curated record
AUGGCAGAUUCCGAUUCUUUGACUAACUGUCGCUUCUAUGAAGAAAAAUAUCCCGAAAUUGAGAGUUUCGUCAUGGUCAAUGUCAAGCAGAUUGCCGAAAUGGGUGCGUACGUAAAACUUCUGGAAUACGACAACAUCGAUGGCAUGAUUCUCCUUUCCGAACUUUCGCGAAGACGUAUCAGAUCGAUACAAAAGCUCAUCCGAAUUGGUCGCAAUGAGGUCGUUGUGGUUCUGCGUGUGGACAAAGAGAAGGGAUAUAUCGAUCUGUCGAAACGAAGAGUCUCUGCCGAAGAUAUCGGUCGCUGUGAAGAAAAGUACAACAAGAGCAAGUCAGUUCAUUCCAUCAUGCGACAUGUUGCCGAAAAGACGAAGACCCCAAUCUUGAGACUCUACGAGGAGAUUGGUUGGCCUUUGAACAAAAAGUAUGGGCACGCCAACGAUGCAUUCAAACUGUCCAUCACCAACCCUGCCGUCUGGGACGAUGUCACCUUUCCCAAUGACGUGGUCAAGGAGGAAUUUCAAUCAUACAUCAGCAAGAAACUCACCCCUCACCCAACCAAAGUCCGUGCCGACGUGGAGGUCACUUGCUUCAAAUACGAUGGGAUUGACGCGGUCAAAGAGGCUCUCCGAAAAGCCGAGGCCAAGAACACUCCUGAUACACAGGUCAAGGUUAAGUUAGUUUCACCACCACACUAUGUUCUCACAAGUCAAUGUCUGGAUAAACAACUUGGAAUCCAACUGUUGGAGGAAGCCAUCAAGGACAUCGAUCAGACCAUCUCGGCCUCUGGUGGUUCGUGUGCAGUCAAGAUGGCUCCUAAGGCAGUGACUGAACAUGAUGAUGCCGAACUACAAGCACUGAUGGAUAAGAGAGCGAAGGAGAACGAGGAAAUCAGUGGUGAUGAGGAUCUUAGUGAGAGUGAUGAAGGUCCAGAAAUUGCAUGA